CUUUGCUCUUUGUGCUUGGUUUUUGUGUAGCAGAGUUUCGUGUAAUUCGAGCGCAUACUACAAUAUCAACUUCGCAAGCAUUUUUUGUUCUCGACAGGAUGCUGUUUAUUCCGCGCGGUCGGGGCUGGCAGCAGCCCGAGCAGAACGACCAAGUGGACCCGCAGCGGCGGCGCUACAGCGGUGUGAUCUCCUUCUUGUUGAUGAUGAUGUUCCUGUCGCUGCUCUUCAACCGCGACAAGCGCGGCCCCGACGGGAGGAACGGCAGCAGUAACGACCGGGAGGGGUGGGCCCGGAAUCCGCCACCGGAGGAGAUGAAGAACCUGGUUUACCCCUGGGACGCAGCGGGUUUGCCGGCCGAGGCACGGCUGCUGUACGUCGGGCCCGCGAGCACGACGGAGCCAUUGAUCGCGGAACACGAUCGAGUUCUUGCGCCGCAGAAUGCACGAAGACUCGUAUGUAGUCCCGCAGUGGCGAAAAAGGACGCUUCGUCAAAGUCUGCCGGUGCGAACUCAGGAAAGGAUAACAAGGAGGAACGAGAAAGUAAUACUCGGCCAAGCGAGCCUGGGUGCGGCGAAAGCAGUAAGACCUGCCGACAACGUAUGCUACAGGCCAACGACAAGUGGGCGUGUGAGACUCUGGUUCCGAAGUGGGGGAGGAACCUGCUCGUAACGGCAAUAACACCGCCGAAAACUGUGCCGGAGGAAAGUAAAGGCGAUGCGAAAAAAAGCGCACCAAACAAGCCGACGAUAUUACUGAACAGCACAAGCGCGCCGGACACCACGGGCCAGGCGGCACAGCGCGACUUUGAAUUUCUUCUGGGCACGUUUUCCGCGUCGCGUCCAAAGUUACAAGAAAUGAACAAGAAGUUGAUGCAAAGUAGCUCUAAGGCAAGAACAGAGAAAAUUACGCGCCGUCUGCCGACUAGUAGUGCCGGGGGCACUAGCACUCCUAUCGCGAUACCAAAUACUAAUAAAACCACUAUCGUGUGGUCGCCGCGUUUAAAAAUGCUCCUGAAAACGUCUCACGUGCUGGUAGAGCCACCGGGAAACGCGGUCUCUGCGGACGAAGAUGACUACGUCGCCGACUAUGAGCCGAAACUUCUCCCCGUCCGGGUUGAUGGAGGUGCAGCUUCCGAAGCUGCCGACUCAGCACCAAUCUUCGGCGACUUUUUUAGGAAAAGGCACGAUUCAACAUCCACUUCAGGAGAAGACGCCACAGGGAGUAGCUCGUCGAAAGUACAACCAGGUCACGACGACGCAGAGCUGACUUUGAAGGUCAACAAGCGGAGCUAUUUCACGGAUGGUACGUUGCUGGGGACCGUGCUAUCCACGAUUUUCAGUCCGGACGUUCGCGGGGCCGCGCUCGUGGGAGCAAAGUGGCUCGACGUCGGAGCAAGCUUGCUGCAGCAGCAGUUGAGACUGGGAGGUUCGUCGGAGGCAGGAGCUGAUGAUUCGGAGGACACUUCGUCAAAAAGCACGAGUGUAGUGCAGGAAGUAGUGCGGAAGUCAGAAGACGGCGCCGACACCACGCUGCCCGAAUUUCGAGCUCUUGACCAGCAGACUCGCUCCCCAAGAAAUACCGAUCUUGUUCGACCUCCCACUGGGAACGAAAUAAGCAUUGCUCGCGAGGAUGCCGUCGUUCCCGGGCCGCAGCUUGGUGCUGGAAGAAGCAUGCUCGAAAAAACCGAGGAACUUCGGCCGAAGGAGAGCUUUCUGUGCUUUGUGGACCUUGCGAAGAAGAGAUUGCGAGGGCAGAUUUCCCAAAGUGUGGUCGGAACGCUUGUGCACGCUUUUUUUGAUGCAGACACGCGAAAACUAGUCUUGGUCUUCCGAAACGCCGACCGCAUCGAGGUUCUCACCAUAGACGCAGAGAAGAUGAACAGAGCGACCGGGAAGGCGUUCACUAGUAAAAUAACCAGGAGCAGAAGCUUAUUACCAGUGGCGCUCACCGCAAAAACAGAUAGGAAAAACGACGAUGAUGCCAACGCAAUAGCUGCGCUUGAUGAAGAACCCUCAAGGCAAGUAGCGGACGAUCAAUCGCAAGAAUCUCAUAUGUCAUCUUCGCCUACAGCAGCAGUCGCUUCUGGAAGAAAAUUGGCACAACCAGAGGACGAGAAUUCCCCCGUUCGCCGGUUUUUCUUCCGGUCCACACAGAGUCUGUAUCUGGUGCAGGCGCCGGUAACUUCUGGAUACGUGGUUUUUGUGUCCGGGCAGCGCGUGGCAAUGGUGCUUUCCCUUCGCGAGAAUAAGCUCAUCGAAGAGCGGUAUCUGCCCUGGAGCUUUCUGAGCCAGGACCUGGCUCGGGUGCGGCGAAGAAUACCGGACCGCUACGUGCAGAGUUCGGUAGCAACUGAAGAAGUUCUGAAACCCUGCCCGAAGUGCUGCGGAAUGGAGUAGGGGUCCUGUUCAGGGCGGGCAUUUCUAUUGUGUACGCUUGUUAAUGUUAAAGUUAAUCUUCUCUCAUGCAUUGUUGUGGAAGUUAGUAUAGUGCGAAGGCGAAGGGACAGGGAGUGCAUUUUGCAGUGAGUGCAAAAAUUCGUUGAUGCACAGAAGUAGAAGUAGUAAAGAGUCUUGGAAU
Messenger RNA from Amoebophrya sp. A120, 2577 nucleotides. The record is from the annotation of a GenBank genome assembly. Lineage: Eukaryota; Dinophyceae; Syndiniales; Amoebophryaceae.